Danio aesculapii is the source of this 2741-nucleotide messenger RNA. It is a transcript of the gene tmem255a, whose product is annotated as transmembrane protein 255A. Lineage: Eukaryota; Metazoa; Chordata; Actinopteri; Cypriniformes; Danionidae. The transcript has 10 exons. The record is from RefSeq and is a predicted model, not a curated record. Bases 235 to 1263 code for a protein of 342 amino acids.
GCUGUGCUCCGUGCGGCGUUCUGCUGAAGGGAUGAGGGCAGCGGAUUCAUGAACAACAGACCCAGAUGCUGAUGAGAGAAGCGCGGAUACACGAGGGUGUCCGAGAAUGCCACGAAAAGAAUAGAGUUUCCCUUCAUUUACUCUGAGGGAAGGCAUCUUUGUGUCUUUGACUAGGCUGUUUGUUUUUGACUUGAAGACAUAACUGCGGCUAAUGCUGCAAAUCCUGACGUUACAAUGCAGCGGGGGCUGAAUGCGCAAGGCAGCGGUAUACCUAUCUCAGAUCCGAUGGGAUCGUUUAAGAGGAGGAAAAGAAAGUCCAUCAUAGUAACAGUUAUGCUCCUUAUUGUCUCCAUACUCAUCUUGGUCUUUGGUCUGGCGGCUACCACCAGGACGCAGAACAUCACUGUUGGUGGCUACUAUCCAGGAGUCAUUCUCGGCUUUGGGUCUUUUCUGGGAAUCAUCGGCGCCCAUUUGAUAGAGAAUAAGAGGCAGAUGCUGGUGGCUUCAAUUGUCUUCAUCAGCUUUGGCGUUGUGGCUGCCUUCUGCUGUGCUAUAGUGGAUGGCGUUUUUGCUGCAAGACAUAUAGACCUCAGACCUCUAUAUGGUGGCCGAUGUGAAUAUUACUCCAGUGGGACGGCAUUUGAUGUAGAUGUCCACUGUCAAACUGGAUCUCGGGUCUCGUGUAACCUGCGUGUGAAGAGCAACACCUGCUACUGCUGUGAACUUUACAACUGUGGCAAAGAGCAUCCUCUUAUGGGACUUCAGAAUAAAGAUGUUUUGAAAAAAUUUAGGAAAUCCUCCAUGAUUUGGAACCGAGUGGAGCUGCGAGGAGGGUAUCAUGAGUACACAGAGGUGCGGAGCUGCCAGGAUGUUGUCCACCUUUAUCACCUGCUGUGGUCUGCUACUAUCCUCAACAUCGUGGCUUUGUUUCUGGGCAUCAUCACCGCAGCCGUGCUGGGUGGCUUCAAAGACAUGAUGCCGACAGCAGCACCAGAUUCCUGUGAGCCGGAGCCUCUUCCAAUCCCUCCACCACCAGAGACUCCUGGACCCACCACCUCCAACAACUCCUUCUACAACACUGCCCCCUGCUUACCUCCAUACACUGCCUAUGACCUUCAGGGGGCCAGCUUCUUUCCUGACUCUUCAGGCUUGUCUGACGAUUCCCAGUCUGGAGCCAGUCACAUGUGGCCAAAUAUGAUCCCUCCUCGUUAUUCCCCUCCUUAUUACCCACCCGAUGAGAAGCCCCCACCAUACAGCCCUUAAGGGGACCACUCUGACCAAGACAUUUUCCUGCCAAGACGGAACUGGCACUGGGCAUUUUUUGAUAUUAGUGUUCCACGUCAUUCUCCUGAAUGCAGCGGAGGCUCACCUGUGCGGCAGGAUAAGUAUAGAGAGACCACAGCAUUAACCACAGGCAUUCAUCAUCAAAUACAGCAGAUGUAAUAUGCAACAUUAAUCCUUGACAAGAUUUGCUCAAGCCAACAAACCCGAUGUGUAAAAUAACCAUGUUGUAUAGCCUCAACGCAAGAGGACGGCGUGUAGUAACGGACUACGAGACUGUUCACAGAUAAGCCUUAAACCGUGUGUCCGCUUCCAGUACAGCUCCUUCCUGUUAUUGGUAACGUCUGUGGGUCUCCUACUUGUGAUUUCCUCCAUCACACGAACCUUUCUCCCUUCCAAAGUGGCACAAAAGUGUUUUAUCGUGGCCUCUGCUCUCUCGGCACGAGGAUGAGUCUCGUAUCUUAUAUCUUGCAAUUGAUUUGCACUUUAUCGUCUUCAGAGUCUACUGUAUUCACACAGUUCUAGAAAUAUUAGAGUUAUUUUUAACUGUUUCAGGCAGCUAGAUUGCAAAGAACUGUACAUAAGUUUAGGCUGAAACUGAUUUUCUUUUCCUUCUCCUGAGCGCUUCGGUAGGAUCUAAGAGCGCUCCUGUAAUAUGUGCAUCACAAUCAUGUCACAGAUUCAUCUUCUGUGACAUCUUUGCUUGACUUACGCAAAGUAAUAACCUACACGAGAGCAAUUUCGACUCGUACAUCAUGCAUUUAUCAGCGAUUUUGUGUCGUUUCUGUCUUAAAGUGACAGGAUUUAUCGAAUGUAAAAAGGAGGCUUAGCUUUAUAAGUAACCGUUACGGAUUUUAACACUUAUUGUUCACUGCGUAAUAGUAAUAAUAACACAAAGUCUUUCCACAUUGCAAAUAUGAUAUCAGUGCGCAAUGCUGUACAUAUUACCGAACAAUCAAACUGCCUUCUCGUAACACAACACAAUUGAGUCUUAAGACUUGUAGUGUUCUCCUUUUUUGUCUGUUUGUGCGUUCACUGUGAAUGUCAAGUCACUGUACUUUUCGUGCUCGAUUUAUAUCAACAACAGUGUCCUUUACUGAAGUGAGUAGAGAUAUUACAACAAAUUCAAUUGUUUGGACGACUUUUGGGUGCAGCUGGUAAAAAACACUAGUCACAUGCUACUAGUAUAAUGAAGGAUCUUUCCCCUCGAUUGUUCAUUUUUGAGCAUAUUCAUGUGACAUUGUUUACCUUCGAUGUUAAAAAUCUUCAAAUGAAAGACUGACGUAGACGUUUUUUUAUUUUUAGCUUGGUUAUCUUUUAUCCUGCAUCAUGCACAUUGCAGAUUAUAUUCAUAUAAUAUCAUUCGUUGACUGCUAUACAGAGACAGGAAUGCUCGUACCAUUGACUGGUCGUUAUCAUACGUUCAUGAUGCUCUUGGAAAUAAAAUAAAUACAUGUGUA